AUGUCCGAGGUCACCCAGGAUCUCCUGGACGACAUAUUCGCCACCGUCGAUGCGCGCGAGGCCCAGGCGGACGUUGCCGCCAACUCGUGUGACGACGAGAGUGACGACGAGAGUGACCUCGACGUCCCCAAGGCGCUCCCCCAGGCUCAGACUUCCUCAUUUAAGCCUGCUGGCCGUGGCACUCCCUUGCAAGCUAUCAACAGGCGCCCGCUCGGCCCUACGGCUGUCAACUCGCCGGCUGCCCGCAGCCGCGUCAAUGCCGCUGCUGGAACCGGGGGAAGGAUGGUGUACCAGGCCGCCCAGGCUGCUACCGAUGCGCACUACUUUAUGGUCCAGUGGCGCAAGCCCCAGCAGAAGAAGGUGCAACAGCACAAAACGUGGGACGGUGACGCAUUCCUCAAGAUUGAAGGCAGCCGUAUCACUGUGAUCUCGGAGGAAGGCAAACACAUGGCUACUGGGGCCCUCAUCGGAGGUCUUCCAGGCUCAGGCUCCGAGAUGCGCAUUGGCGGUUACGAGUGUGAAGUCGACCGCGCCGUCUCUUAUGAAGAGCGCCAGACCAGCUGCCUUGCCAACCCCGCCAAUGCGCCCGUUAAGCAAGAGCCGUCCCCCUCUCUCGCCCCCAAUUGCCCACAGGUUGCUCGCACACAAGUAGGCUACGCCAAGCCGUUCAAGGCGCCUACUGCUUUCAAGCCUCCCACAAUCAGCCGCCCCUUCUCCUCCCCCGUUAUCAAGACAGAGCCGGAUGAGAAUGCUGCAGCUUCCUCGUCCACUGCUGCAAUUGCCGCCAGCUCGUUCUACGCCAAGCCCAAGCUUCCACCGAAGAAGAUUGUCAUUGGAGAGAAGAACAGCAAGGAGCGUGUGGCCUGGGGAGGUGCGCUGCACAACCCUAAUGCUCCAGGUGCCGUUGUCCUCGUCCGCCCACCUGACGACGUGGCGGAAAAGAGGAAGACGACCAUCAACGACGUCGUGAUCGACCCAAUAGUCAGCGACAAGAUGCGCGAGCACCAGAAGGAGGGUGUUCAGUUCAUGUACCGCUGUGUCAUGGGUCUCGUGCCCACCAACGCGCAGGGCUGUAUUCUCGCCGACGAGAUGGGUCUCGGUAAGACCCUCCAGACGAUUGCUCUGAUAUACACGCUAUGCAAACAAUCACCGUUCCAGAACGAGUCCUCAGUCAUUUCGCGUGCUCUGGUAGUGUGUCCCGUCUCGCUAGUCAGCAACUGGAAGAAGGAAUUCCGCAAAUGGCUCCCUCGUGACUUUGGUGUUCUGGCCAUUGAGGACAAUGACGCGGGCAAGAUCAGCUCUUUCACUCACCACAAGGGCCUCCAUGUUCUUAUCAUUGGCUAUGAGAGACUCCGCAAGGUCAUCAAGAAGCUCGCCAUGUGCCAGCCGCCUAUUGGCCUCAUUGUCUGUGACGAGGGCCACCGCCUCAAGUCCAAGGACAACAAGACUACCAAGAUGUUUGAUGCCCUCAGCACCAGCCGUCGAAUCAUUCUCAGUGGCACUCCUGUCCAGAAUGACCUUGGAGAGUACUGGUCCAUGGCCGACUUUGCAUGCCCAGGCAUCUUUGGAACGUACCCAGUGUUUAGCCGUCAAUACGAGAAGCCCAUCCUGAAGGCUCGCUCGCAAAACUGUUCUUCGGCAGACGCCGAGCUUGGCAGGGAGCGCUCGGAGGAGCUGUUUACUCUUUCCAACGAGUUUGUCAUUCGUCGCACGGCUGAGGUACUGGACGCCUACCUGCCAGCCAAGAGUGAGAUGCCCGGACUGCUCGACAUCUUCACCCGCAUCCUUGGUGGCGGCAAGGGCAGCUCUCUGCUCGGGCGUGGAAUGGGCAAUGCCCAACUGGCGACUAUUGAUCUCCUCCGCAAGGUCUCCAACUCGCCAAUUAAGGAUGACGAUACCACUGGCGAAGACGACAUUGCCUCCAUCAGGCAAGACGCCUUGACUCUUGUCAGCAGGGACACCCGUGACAUUGACAUCGAUAUCAGUGGCAAGUUGAUUGUCUUGGACACGAUCAUGAAGGGAGUGUACCGUGCGCGGGACGAGAAGAUUGUUGUCGUUUCCAACUGGACCACGACUCUUGAUCUUAUCCAGGCCCUGUGUGUCAAGCGCCGGUACAACUUUUUGCGUCUCGAUGGCAGUACUCCAGCCAAGCAGCGCCAGGACCUGGUUGACCAGUUCAACAACCGCACCGUCUCAGAUAGCAUGGUCUUCCUUCUCAGUGCCAAGGCGGGUGGUGUUGGUCUGAACCUCAUUGGGCGCCUUGUUUUGUUUGACAGCGACUGGAAUCCCUCGACCGAUCUUCAGGCUAUGGCCCGCAUUCAUCGCGACGGCCAAAAGAAGGAGGUCUUCAUCUACCGCUUGCUCACCACCAACACCAUCGACGAGAAGAUCUACCAGCGCCAAAUGACAAAGACGAGUCUCUCGGAUCAAAUGAUGGCCCAGGGCGGAACGGGCAAGGGAAAAGAGUCGUCGAAGGAUUCUUUCUCAUACGAGGAACUGCGCGACAUCUUCAGCAUCAACGUCCACACCGAUGGAUGUCAGACUCACGACCUCCUGGCCUGUGAUUGUGGCGGCCACAACAAGGUCCGCGACGACAGUGAAGAGGUUGAGACGCGCGAACAAACGCCAGUCGACUCGAGCGAUGAAGAGCUCAACCUCGGAUUCAUGUCUGCAACCCAGUUUGACCCCGAGCCAACCCCGAAGAUGCUUCGCAAGACGGAACGCGCCCAGCAGGCCAAGCUUGCCGCGCUCAAGGAGUGGCGCCACCUCGACGCAUUCAAUGGCCAGUCGUUCAGGGAUGUCCACGACAACCUCCUGUACAAUAUGAUGCGCGAGGCAUACAAGGAGGAAGAAGACACCAGCCUGGGCGUGAACACCGGCACCAGCACCGGCCCCUCUGGCGCCUCGACGCCUACUGAUGGGAUGCCUCCCGCAAAGAAGAGGAAGGGGGUCUUUGACUUUAUCGACAUGGCUGUCGAGGAGGCUGAGACUGAAGCGACAUCAACCAUUGUCGUCGACAGCACCGACGAAGAGGAGGAGGACGACGACGAGCCGUUAGAGCUUCCCCGUCGCCGCAAGCGCAGCAGCGGAGGGAGCAGCAAGACCACCGGUACGCCUGUCUCCGCGGAUAGCCGCAAGAAGCACAACCUGCGCAAGAUUGCCGAGGGUGGCCAGGCGGGACGGGUCAUGUUUGUGUUUGAGAAGCAGUCCAAGUCGCGCAUGUAG
Molecule: messenger RNA, 3225 nt
Organism: Apiotrichum porosum
Lineage: Eukaryota; Fungi; Basidiomycota; Tremellomycetes; Trichosporonales; Trichosporonaceae
Gene: RDH54
Product: helicase
Exons: 27
Coding region: 1-3225 (1074 amino acids)
Biological process (GO): double-strand break repair via homologous recombination; reciprocal meiotic recombination
Cellular component (GO): nucleus
Molecular function (GO): ATP-dependent chromatin remodeler activity; ATP binding; DNA translocase activity
Source: RefSeq, a predicted model, not a curated record